Messenger RNA from Stylonychia lemnae, 2382 nucleotides. The record is from the annotation of a GenBank genome assembly. NCBI's taxonomy places the organism in Eukaryota, Ciliophora, Spirotrichea, Sporadotrichida, Oxytrichidae.
AUGGACACUGCGAGUUUAUCGCCAUUAAGAAGGCCUAAAUAAAAGGAUCUAGACGUAAGAAGUCUAAGAUUCUCUGACAAAUAAUACAAGAGACUCUCUAUUUUAAGAUCUAAGAAUCUUGGAUAGAGCAGCAGAAGAACUGGAAGCAUGAUUAUAAACGAAGAUAGUGAUGAAUUAAGUGAUGCAGAUUUGGAUCAUGAUGAACUGCAGCAAUGCUUCAGGAAUAAGUUGAAUUAGAUUAAGGGUUAUUUUGAUCAAGUUUCGGAUAUUAUAAAUGAUAAUGCUAAGGCUUAGAAGUCUUUAACUUAAAUAAUAAAGGAAGAAUACAUUAGCAGUUCAAAGCUUGCCUUGAUUUUCAAGGAUUUUAAUGAUUUGACAGAGAAGACUGAGGAAACUGAUAAAUCAUUAUCCCCUGACAAAAAAGAGAAAUAAUCCACUGACUUAAAUUAUGAGAUAGUUCAGUUUUAGUAAACCAUGAAAACCAUUGUGAAGGACAUGCAAAUAUUUCGAGAGUUCGUACCUAAGUUCGAGUAUGAUAAAAAGAAUUUUAAUAUUCGAAUCAACGACCGAGUGCGCAUUAAUGAAUUCACUUAAGGUCUACAAAAUCUAGAGAACAAAUUGAAUAGAAAGGUAGAUGAUAAAUUUGAAGACUUAGAUAGGCAAUUUGCAGAGGUCAAGAAAAUAACUACUGAAAAAGUUACAGCAAUUGAGGAUCUCGCUUUGAAUUUGGAAAAGAAUAUCUAAUGGAGAAUCAUGGAUUGCGAAUAAUUAUUGAAGUCAAGGGUUAACGAGUAAUAUGAAACUGUGAACGAUUCCUCUCUUUCACUUGGAAAGGUUGUAGAUGAUGUAAAUACUAAGCUAGAUAACUAAGGCAUUACAUGGGAAGAAAAGCUAUAACUGUUUAAGAAGAUGUUCUAUGAUUUCGAGCAAAAAAUAAAAUAAAAACUGGAUGUGUCUGUCUUCAACAAAACCAAAACUGAUUCAUAGCAAUAGAAAAUCAAUUUCGAUCAGCAGUUUGAUAUGAUGACCAAAAGUUACCAGACAUUUGAAUAGAGAAAUAAAGACAACUAGAUUAAAAUUGCUUAACUAUUCUAAUAUUAAGAAGAGAGAGACACAGCGAUAAAAAACAUACCUCCAAAUGUUGAACUAGUCUUAAAAGAAUUGGAUGAUAAGAUUAAAGGGAAUUAUGAUAAGAUAUCAAUAAUCGAGAAUGAAUUGACAAGGAGAAUCGAGGUAGAAUAACAUUAAGAGGAUUUGGAUCAUAAACUAGACAUUGAUUAAUUUCAUAAAUGGUUUCCGAGAGAUAUGCUGCCAUCUGACUAUAUUUAGCAAUUCGUUAAGAGAGAAAGUGAACUUAUGCAGAAGAACAUUCUUGAUAUGGCUAAGAUGUGGGAUUCAAAGCUCGUGAAGUUGAGAUAGGAUAUGAACAUCCAUUCUAUCAUAAAGAAAAUUGGUGAGAAAGCUGAGUAAGUAGAGGUUAAAGAUGCCUUCGAAACAUAAAUGAAAAGAAUUGAGCAGAUAGAAGAAAAUUUUGUUUAGAUUAUUAAUGAAGUUGAGAGCAUUAGCAUUACCCAGACAAUUGCUACCUAAAAGAUGGAUGAGAUCCAUCAGAGAUAGCAAGAGGUACUUAUUGGUAAAAGGAAUGUCAAUUGCUUAUCUUGCGCUCAAGAUCCUUCUGAAAAAUAAAUGCAGGGUAAGGAUGGAAAGAUCUAUAGAAAUGUAUCAGUAGAAGAAAAAAUAGCGCAAGUAGAUUUGGAGUCGCUAAAUCAAUCAUACUUUGCUUAAAUUCCACCCUAAAUUUUAACGAGAAAGCUAUAGAAAUCUAAGAGAAGAUUUACCGCUCUGCCCAUGCAAAGAUUAAAUAAGUCAAAUCAAAUGUCCAGACAAGAGAGUCCCGAUUCAUAGAAUAAACUAAACAAGCAGAUGUUUGAAAAUAGCUAAAGUGCUUAUUAGGGAGAGAUAGCCAAGCAAAUGAUGAAUAUGUAAAAUGGAUACUCAGAGGCUCCAACAAGAGUGAACACUUAUAGACAUGCGAGGAGUAUUUCUUAAGCAUUACAGGAGUUUUAACCUAUUGAUCAGAGAUAUCCUUCAUACAUUGAGUCUAACAGCAAUUAAAACGGUACUUUCAUCUAUGAAUCUGGCUAAGAAAUUAAUAAGAUAAAGCAAAUCAUCAAGAACUCAGUUAUCUCAUCAGGAGUUAAACAUAGUAAACUAUUCAAUUUCAAUGGUGUGGGUGAAAACAAGGAAAGAAAAAGAAUGAGCAAUGCACAGAAGUAGUUUGAAUAUACCAUUAAUAUGAAUAAUUUAACUUAGUCGUCUCAUCAGGGCAACUUAUCUAACUUAGCCAAUGUAAUUCAAAGACCUGAGAGUGCAGUCCUAUGA